GGGAGAGAGAAGAGUGGGGAGGACCCAGGUGGUGGUGGGGGCUCUCCAGUCCCACCCAGUUUAGGGAAUGCCCCUGCCUUCUCCAACCACCCCCCCUUCACCUGGCUCUUAAAGGGCCGGGCCCCAGACUGGCGGCUACUUAAGGCAGAGGGGCGUCGGCGGAUAGCAGCUGCGCUGCAACUGCUCUGGAGGAGCGGACGGACGGGGCAAAAAUCCUGACCAUGACCCCUCACAGGCUGCUGCCGCCACUGCUGCUGCUAACUCUGCUGCUCGCUGCUCGGCCAGGAGGCGCUUUGGCGCGGUGCCCAGGCUGCGGGCAGGGGGUGCAGGCGAGCUGUCCAGGGGGCUGCGUGGAGGAGGAGGAUGGGGGGACGCCAGCGGAAGGCUGUGCAGAAGCUGAGGGCUGUGUCAGGAGAGAGGGUCAGCAGUGCGGGGUCUACACCCCUAACUGCGCCCCAGGACUGCAGUGUCUGCCUCCCAAGGACGACAAGGCGCCGUUGCGGGCACUGCUUCUGGGCCGCGGCAGCUGUGGCCGGGCCCGCGCGCCCGCGGUUGUAGAUGAGAAUCCUAAGGAGAGUAAACCCCAAGCAGGGACUGCCCACCCACAGGACACAACCCGCAGAGACCAACAGAGGAAUCCAGGGACUUCUACCACUCCAGCCCGGCCCAAUUCUGAGAGUGUCCAAGACACCGAGAUGGGCCCAUGCCGAAGACACCUGGAGUCAGUGCUGCAACAACUCCAGACCGAGGUCUACCGAGGGGCUCACACCCUCUACGUACCUAAUUGUGACCACCGAGGCUUCUACCGGAAGCGGCAGUGCCGCUCCUCCCAGGGACAGCGCCGAGGUCCCUGCUGGUGUGUGGAUCGGAUGGGCCAGCCCCUGCCAGGGUCUCCAGAAGGUGAAGGAAACUCCCCUUGCCCCAAUGGGAGUAGCACCUGAAGCUGGUGGGUGCCAGGGGCUGCAGGGCCACUAGCAGGAGCAUGGGGCUGUCAUCUUGGGUUAUUUGUUGAGUGAUGACUAAUGCAGGGGCUCUGAGCUCUGUGAUCCAGCCUCUGGUCCUGACCCCUUGCCCCCUCGCCCAUGGCCCUUACACAUCUGGUUGGAGAGAUUGUUGGUGUUGGCUUCGGUUGUUAAUAAAACUGUACUGGGGGUC
Molecule: messenger RNA, 1155 nt
Organism: Otolemur garnettii (small-eared galago)
Lineage: Eukaryota; Metazoa; Chordata; Mammalia; Primates; Galagidae
Gene: IGFBP6
Product: insulin like growth factor binding protein 6
Exons: 4
Coding region: 222-941 (239 amino acids)
Biological process (GO): regulation of insulin-like growth factor receptor signaling pathway
Cellular component (GO): extracellular region
Molecular function (GO): fibronectin binding; insulin-like growth factor II binding; insulin-like growth factor I binding
Source: RefSeq, a predicted model, not a curated record